AUGACAUCACUUACACCCAAACCAUCUCAAAUUGAAUCUUGGGAUCGUUUACCUUCCGACUGGCAUAAUGAUGAACGUAUGGAUGCAUUAUUUUCUUUUUUUAAAGAUCGUGAUUUAAAUGCUGUUCAUUAUGAUGCUAAAAUGAAAUUUUGGAGUGAAACAAUAAUUGAUUAUUGUGAAGAUCAUGGUCUUUUACAAAUUGAUAUACCAACAAUUGUUUCACGUUUUCGUCGUAAAGGAAGAACACCAAAAUGUCUUGAUAAAAUAUUUGAAGAAUUAACUAAACAAAAUCGGCUUAUAUCAACAAAUGAUUAUGCUAAUUCUCAACAAUCAUGGUCAUCAUGGACAUUUAAUAAACUAGCAAGUCCAUUAACUGGUUGGAUGUCUCCUAGAACACCAAUUGAUCAAGAAGUUUUUAUUAUUAAAGAACUUGUUGAUAAAAAAGCUCAACAAGUUAUUGACACAUUACAAUCUCAUGUUUAUGUUCCAACAUUUGAUUGUGUUGUUUCAUUUUCAACAUUUAUUGAGACAUGCCGUCGAUGUACACUAAUCGAUGAAAAUUCAAUUAAUUUAAUUAUAUCAACAUUAACAAAAGAUAAGAAAAUUUUAAUAGAUCAUAUUGGAGAUGCUAAAGAUGUUAAAGUUGUUAAAUUUAUUAUGCCUGGAACAUCGAUCGUUCGACCAUUAACUGAAAUUGAAACUAGUGUUCUUUUAUUACGUCAUUCAAAACAACGUUUAGAAGAACAAUUAAAGAAAACUGAUCAACAAAUUGAAGGAUUACUAGCAGACAUUUAUCGUCAUUUAAAAAAUAGCAAUCGUACAGCAGCGAAGAAAUUAUUACGUAAAAAGAAAUUACUUGAACUUGAACAUGAUAAAAAAGAAAAUAUGAUUGAACAUCUUAAUAGUGUUCUAACACAAAUUGAACAAACAGAUUGUUCGUCAUUGAUUAUCAAUGCUUAUUCAUCAGGAGUUCAAGCUCAUAAAGAAUUAUUACGUAAAAAUGGUCUUACACCUGAUGCAGUUGAAGAUAUGAUUGAUGAAGUACAUGAAAUGCUCGAUACACAAAGCGAAAUCGAUGAAGCACUUCGUCGACCAGUUACAAAUGAUACAACUGAUAUGACAGAAUUAGAAGAUGAACUUGAAGAAUUAUUAAAACAACCAAUACCACCUACACCAGCAACCAGUCUACCAAUUAAUGUCGAUAUAAUUAAUACACCGAUUGCUGAUGAUGUUAUUAAAGUACCAGAAACAGAUCCAUUUGCUGAUCUUGAAUUACGUCUUCAAAAAUUAGGUGUACAAGAACCAACAUCAAAUAAAAUUGCUGACAUAGCAUCAUCAAGUCAUUAA
Messenger RNA from Adineta steineri, 1347 nucleotides. The record is from the annotation of a GenBank genome assembly. Lineage: Eukaryota; Metazoa; Rotifera; Eurotatoria; Adinetida; Adinetidae.